Molecule: messenger RNA, 4254 nt
Organism: Culicoides brevitarsis
Lineage: Eukaryota; Metazoa; Arthropoda; Insecta; Diptera; Ceratopogonidae
Gene: nonA
Product: hrp65 protein
Exons: 6
Coding region: 160-1734 (524 amino acids)
Biological process (GO): regulation of DNA-templated transcription
Cellular component (GO): nucleus
Molecular function (GO): RNA binding
Source: RefSeq, a predicted model, not a curated record
CUCAAACGCCAACUGUCAAAUUGGUAUCACACGUUCAUAUUCUCAUUCUUUGUUGCUUAGCACUUUGAAAGAUAUUGUGCCGAUUAAAUAGCUGAAAUUGAAUUUAAAAGAAACUUAAUAAUUCAAAACAAUUUUUGUAGUUUUUUGCUAAACUACAGAAUGGACCCGUCUGUAGAAGAUAAGGCUUUAUUGGAACCACUACCACAAAGGUCAAAUGGAACGAAAACUCAAUCUGAAAAUGGCAAUGAGGCCAAGCCAUUUAAUCUUAAUAAUCGAGGACAAACUCAAAAUCGAGUAACAAAUUUUCAACAAAAAAGAGGAUUCGGUGGUCCUCGUCGUAAUAAUGACAAUGAUCAAAAGAGCUCGAAUCAACGGAACCAGCGAGAUGGAGGACGCAACAAUGAGGAAUUUCAAAUAUUGUCAAGAUUGAAGCAAUUGGGUGGUCCAACACAUGAGCUGCCAAAAAUUGAACAAGAAGAAGUUAAGUUUUCUGGGCGUAAUCGCCUUUACAUCGGAAAUCUAACAGGAGACGUGACUGAAGAAGAGCUUAAGGAAUUGCUUAAGCCUUAUGGAGAAAUAUGCGAAACGUUUAUAAAUAAAGAGAAGAACUUCGCAUUUUUAAAAAUGGAUUUUCAUGCUAAUGCUGAAAGAGCAAAAAGAGAACUAGAUGGAACAAACAGAAAAGGUCGACAAGUUCGCAUCAGGUUUGCGCCUAAUGCAACAUCUAUUAAAGUUAAAAACUUAACACCGUUUGUAUCAAAUGAAUUGUUAUACAAGGGUUUCGAAGUGUUUGGCCAGGUCGAACGUGCUGUAAUUAUAGUAGAUGAUCGUGGAAAACCAACUGGAGAAGGAAUUGUGGAAUUUGCUCGAAAAAAUAGUGCUAAUGCUGCUAUCAAAUAUUGUUCUGAACGUUGUUUUUUUUUGACAUCUUCUCUUCGUCCUUGUGUGUGUGAACUACUAGAGCAUAAUGAUGAUACAGAUGGUUAUCCAGAAAAAUCAUUGCCACGUAAAAAUCAAGAUUUUUUUAAAGAACGUCAAAGCGGUCCACGAUUUGCGGAAAACGGUUCAUUCGAACACGAAUAUGGCACAAGAUGGAAGCAACUUCAUGAAUUGUAUAAGCAAAAACACGAAGCUCUUAAGCGCGAAAUGCAAAUCGAAGAAGAAAAAUUAGAAGCUCAAAUGGAGUACGCUCGAUAUGAACAUGAAACUGAAUUGUUACGUGAACAACUAAGGCAACGCGAAAUGGAUCGAGAAAGGCAUAAAUCAGAAUGGGAAAAGAAACAACAAUUUGUUGAAGAACAACGUUGUCGCGAAGAAGAAAAUAUGCGACGUCAACAAGAAGAUAUGCAACUUCGAAUGAAUCGUCAAGAAGAAGAGUUACGUCGACGUCAACAAGAGAAUACGUUAUUCAUGCAGGCACAACAACUAAACUCGUUGCUUGAUCAACAAGAACACAAUCUAGGAAAUAAUAGUAAUAACGUUCAUGCCAGUUCUGGUCGAAAAUACAAUGAUCAAAACGAUAAUCACAACCGUCGCACUUAUGAUAUAAUGAAUCAAAAUUCAAAUAAUCAUGAACCUGGAUUUGUGGACUAUAAUCAUGGUCAAAAUAUACGAAAUUCACGUUUUGAUGAUACAAAAUUACAAGGAAACAGAGGAAGCGGACAACAUAGUCGUGGAGGAUGGAUGAAUAAUAGUCGUGGUGAUGAUUUCCAAACAAAACGUAGACGCUAUUAACUUUUUUUUUCAAAAAAAUCGACCAUUACACUUUCAAGGAACCAAUAUUAACCUUUUAAGUUUAACAAUCACUAAAAAGUUUAUUGUAUCCUUGCUGACUACGAUAAGUAUAUUGUUGUCUAAGUAGUACAAUGUAUUACAACGUGUUUUAAUCAUACCUACUGUAUUUCUUAAAAUUAAGGAAAAGCCAGUUUUUAAAAUAUGGGAUUCUUUUUCAUCAAUCAAAAUUCUAUUUACACACAAAAAUUAUGGAAAUAAUAUCCAACUAAACACACCAUAGAACACACCAUAGGAAAAUACGUAUAUAUGUAUAUAUAAAUAUUUACAUGUAUAUAUUCCCGGGCGAAAAGGAUAAAUCGCACAACUAACAUUUUUAACAAACUGAGAAAAAUCGAUUUAAAGUUUUUACGGUUUUUGAGCUGUAAAAAUUUUUUUAUAAACUAUUUCUUCUUUUUUAAACUUACAAAAGUAAAUAAUUGGCCACUAAAAACAAUUUUUGUACAGAAAAUUUUUUAUCUAAUCUCUAAGGGGUAGUUUUGGGAAAUUUUUUAUUGAGAAAGAGGAUAAAUCGCACAAAUGCACAAAAUUUCAUAUAAAAAUGAGAUUUUUCAACUCUUCCAAUUUCAAGAUUUUUGCAAAUUUUUUGGUUCAAGUUGACUUUUUAUGUAAUAACAGAGCAUAAACAACACAAAAACAUGAACAAAAAACGAUUUGGAGAAAUUUUUAUAUUUGACUUAUUACCAAUUUGUAUGCAUUUGUGCGAUUUAUCCUUUUCGUCUAUUCUUUCUAUUGAAAUAAAACUCAUAUUUUUUCAAAAAUUUUGAAAAUCUCUCAGUGUAUCUUAAAAUACUCGUCUUUAAGCACAUUUUCCCAUUCUUAACUCAAUUUUGUCAAAAAUGUCAGUUGUGAGAUUUAUCCUUUUCGCCCGGGAUAUAUAAAACAAAGCUUCACAAUAUUUACACCAAAAUGCGAAUAAACUACAUAUUACAUUUUAAUGUUUAUAUGCCGUUAAAAUGAUGUAGGUGUACGCGCGUCAUUAAUUGAUAAACGAAUAAAAUAGACGUAUUCUCCCGAAAUAUAUGAAAUUUUAAAAUGCCCGUUAUUUGGCAACACAAAAAUAAGUGUCCGAUACAGAAGUUAAAAAAGAUAGGUUUAGCAUUUAAAAACUAGUAUUCUUGAACAAUACGUUAGGAUUAAAUAUUUUUUUUUUCUAAUCCAUUUUGUUUUGAUUGUGAUUAAAUUUUCUAAAACAAAAUCUAAUAAUUUUCCGAUUAAAUCCGACUACACCUAUAUGAUAAAUUAUUAAAAUCCAAUUCAUUAUUAACAAUUUUUUGUUCAACAAUAUUAAAACAAAACUUUAGCACACUAAAAAUGUAUUCUACUUUAAACUUAAAACUUCCAUAAAGCUUAAUUACAUAUUAUGUAUACAUCAUGUUUUAUGAAUGAAUACACAUUAGCCUACAUAAAUAAAAAAUAAAUAAAGUGUCAGCAAUUCGAAAGAUUUUCUUCACAAAAUUUGUUUCUUUUUUGACGAUUUUUUAGUCCAAUUACAUACAUUUCAUCAUUUCCCUUUAAAUUUUAUAAAUUUAUAAAAAUAUUUAUCCUUGUAAAAUAUACGUUAUACCUAGUUUUAAAAAUUCUGAUUAUAUGUUUGAGGAUCAUAAAAAUAUGUGUACGUAUCAAUCAACAAAUGAAUUUAUUUGCCGUUGACAACGGUUAAAAUUCCGUUUUUUAACUUGCAAAAUAAAAAUUUUAAGACGUCAAACUCGAGAUUUAAGCUCUAGCCCUUAUACAUUUGAAAAAAAAAUAUCAUUUUUUUUCAUAACAUAUUUUUGGUUUACAAUAAUGAAUUGAUAAUAACGAAAUAUUUAGGUACUACCUAAUAAGUUUCAGAAAAAAUAUUAAACUAUACUUCUUAUUUUUUAUAAGUUUAUAUGAUUAGAUAAUUUUAAUGUAUUUAACUUGAUGGUAAACGAAUAUUUAAAGAAAAAUAAGAAUCUAAAUGACCUUAACCUUCUUGUUUAAUAUAGUAAUUUGAGAUUUUUCACAUUUCUGAACAGUAAAUCAUUUAAAACAUUUAUUAGUUAUUUUUUCAGUUCAACACACUUGAAAAUUAACAAAAAUUUGAGCCAUCUUUAUAAUUUUGAAUUGCUAAAUAAUUAUUCUUUUGUAAAAUUUGCACAUAUACGAACAACAACAAUUUUUAAUUAACUUUUCGUGUAAAAAUUCUUGUUUCUCUAAAAAAUAUUACUUGAAAUCUUAGACUUAACUUCAAGCAAGUCUAAAUCAAGCUCAACCUUAGGACAACUUUACCAUUAGACUUCUUUCUAGGUUUCCGCCACAUUUGUCAAAAGAAACUCCAAUGAGAUUUGCAUAAAAAAAUUGAAUUAAGUUUGAUUUAAACCGAGUGUCUACUUAUUUUUUUAUGUAUUUAGAUAGUUAAUUUUUCAUAUAUUUGUAAAAUUCAUCUUAGUCACGGUUGUUUUUUUUUUUUUUGAUGUGAAAUAAAAAGUUUUUAAA